Messenger RNA from Poeciliopsis prolifica (blackstripe livebearer), 5140 nucleotides. It is a transcript of the gene vav2, whose product is annotated as vav 2 guanine nucleotide exchange factor. Gene Ontology annotation, biological process: cell migration; intracellular signal transduction; regulation of GTPase activity. The record is from RefSeq and is a predicted model, not a curated record. Lineage: Eukaryota; Metazoa; Chordata; Actinopteri; Cyprinodontiformes; Poeciliidae. Gene Ontology annotation, molecular function: guanyl-nucleotide exchange factor activity; protein binding. The transcript has 31 exons. Gene Ontology annotation, cellular component: cytoplasm. Bases 774 to 3419 code for a protein of 881 amino acids.
UCCACUUUGGGAAAGUCGGGACACGCUGUCCGUGUUGUAAGUUUGCAGGAGACACCACCGGGAAGCCGUGAGCUCGUUUUUUAUCUCCCGAGUCCGGAACGAAUCUGAAACGGGAGGGCAGCGGGUCAAACGUGAGCAGUGGGUUGUAGUUGGGACCGCAGAAACAUCUCGGUGCCAAAAGAAACCAGUGAGGGAGAGAAGCGCGGAAGAGAAUAGCGGCUGUAAAUCUUCACCGCGGUGUUUUGGGCGCGUGCGCUUUUGGAUUCGGCACAAAGUAUCAGAAACGUGACGUUUAACGGAGGUUGAAUGUAAACACGAGCUCCUCUGUUUUCUUUUUUUUUGUUCCCGCUGGACAUGUUUCCGCUCCCUGUGAGCGACGUGUAGGCUGUGGACUGAGCUCCUGUUCUCCGCCUGCUCUCUGUCUUCACUUCUCUGCGUAAUUUGAUUUUUGUGCUAAAAAAAAAAAUAAUAAUAAUAAGUUUGCGUUUCAGCACGCCUAGUUGUGACGAAACGUAAAAAUGCAAAUGCGCCUUCAUGCCGGGACCACAGGAGAGCUGACAUGCAGUGAUACAAGCUCAGCGUCUUGCUGCCUGUUAACCUAAACUUGUGACAUCACGUCGUUACAGAAGUAACAGUGAAUGAUCAAGAGACCCAGAGCGCAAAGGAAGCCGACCAGAGUGCCUGCUCGUGCGCCGAGAAACGCGGCUCUUCGCCGGCUGUGAAGCGGUUCCAGGGCUCGGUCAGUUUUAGCCAGGAGAGUCUCCGGAGCAGAGAUGGAGGAGUGGAGACAAUGCGGGCGGUGGUUGAUAGACUGCAAGGUCCUGCCCCCGAACCACCGGGUCGUGUGGCCCUCGGCGGUCGUGUUCGACUUGGCACAGGCGCUGCGGGACGGGGUGCUCCUGUGCCAGAUGUUGCAUAACCUCUCCCCCGGAUCGGUUGAUCUGAAGGAGAUCAAUUUCAGGCCCCAGAUGUCACAGUUCCUGUGCCUGAAGAAUAUCCGGACAUUCCUAAAAGUGUGCCACGACAAGUUCGGCUUGAGGAACAGUGAACUUUUUGACCCGUUUGAUCUUUUUGAUGUCAGAGACUUCGGCAAGGUAAUCUCUGCCUUGUCGAGGAUCUCCCACCACAGCAUUGCACAAAUCAAAGGCAUCAGGCCCUUCCCGUCCGAGGACACGGCUCUGAAUGAGGAUGAUGUGUACCGGAGCCUGGAGGAGUUGGCAGAUGAACAUGACCUGGGCGAGGACGACAUCUACGACUGCGUGCCGUGCGAGGACGACGGCGACGACAUUUAUGAGGACAUCAUUAAGGUGGAAGUACGACAACCCAUGAUCAGAUACAUGCAGAAAAUGGGUAUGACAGAAGAUGACAAGAGGAACUGCUGCUUAGUCGAGAUCCAAGAGACUGAAGCCAAGUACUACAAGACUUUAGAGGACAUUGAGAAGAAUUACAUGAUCCCGCUGAAGCACGUCUUGAGUUUGCAAGAAAUGGAGGCUAUUUUUGUCAACCUGGAGGAUAUAAUCCGGGUCCACUUUGCCCUUCUGCGAGCCAUCGAUUUGAACAUGGUCAGCGGAGGAAGCGGUCUCGGAAAGAUCUUUCUCGACUUCAAAGAAAGGUUGCUGAUCUACGGUCAGUACUGCAGCCACAUGGAGAACGCCCAGAAGACACUGGAUGAGCUGAUAGCAACACGGGAGGAUGUGAAAAUUAAAGUGGAGGAAUGCACCAUGAAGGUGCAGGAGGGGAAGUUCAAGCUGCAGGAUCUCUUGGUGGUUCCCAUGCAGAGGGUGCUGAAGUAUCACCUACUACUGAAGGAGCUGUUGAGUCACUCGACUGACCGACCUGAGAGGCAACAACUGAAAGAGGCGCUGGCUGCUAUGGAGGACUUGGCCAUGUAUAUCAACGAAGUCAAGAGAGACAACGAGACGCUGAAGAAAAUCAGCGAAUUCCAAAGUUCAAUAGAAAAUCUUCAGCAGGUGAAACUGGAGGAGUACGGCAGGCCAAAGAUAGACGGCGAGCUGAAGGUGUCCUCCAUCGUCAACAGAACGAAACAAGACCGCUACAUUUUCCUUUUUGACAAAGUGGUGAUUGUUUGCAAGAGAAAAGGCUACAGCUACGAGCUGAAAGAGAUUAUUGAACUCCAGUUGUACAAAAUGUCAGACGACCCCAUGAACAACAGAGACAUGAAAAAGUCAAGUGGAAAAAUGUGGUCUUAUGGUUUCUACCUGAUCCACCUGCAAGGGAAGCAGGGCUUCCAGUUCUUUUGUAAAACGGAAGAAAACAAGAGGAAGUGGAUGGAGCAGUUUGAGAUGGCCAUGUCCAACAUCAAGCCUGAGAGAGCAACUGCCAACCAGCACAACUUCCAAAUGCACACCUUUGAUAAGAACACCAACUGCAGAGUCUGCAAGAUGCUCCUAAGGGGUAUCUUCUACCAGGGCUACUACUGCUCUCGCUGUGGAACAGGAGCUCACAAAGAGUGUCUGGAAGUGAUCACCAUCUGUAAAAUCAAUCCCCACGAUAUGGAGCCUGGAAUGUCACCAGGUCCAAAGAUGGUGGCUGUGAGGAACUACCACGGCACACCGACACCUCCAGGGAAGACGCCUCUCUGUUUCCAAACGGGAGACUUCAUCGAGCUGCUAAAGGGGGAUCCAGAUACCCCGUGGUGGGAGGGGAAGCUGAUACAAACUCAGAAGAGUGGUUUCUUUCCCAGUUCAUGUGUAAAACCUUACUUAGACCCAAAGCCUUUCCAGUCAUUAUCCAGCCGGCAGUCGUCAAGAGAAGCAGACUACUAUGGAUAUCCUUGGUUUGCGGGGAACAUGGAGCGCCAGCAGGCGGACAACCUCCUGAAGUCCCACUGCAGCGGGACGUACCUGAUCAGGGAGCGGACGGCCGAGGCAGAGCGCUUCGCCAUCAGCAUCAAAUUCAACGAUGAAGUAAAACACAUCAAGGUUAUUGAAAAAGACAACUGGAUCCACAUCACGGAAGCAAAGAAGUUUGAGAGUCUUCUGGAGCUGGUGGAGUACUAUCAGUCGCAUUCACUGAAGGAAAGCUUCAAGCUGCUAGACACCACGCUGAGGUAUCCCUACAAAUCCAGAGAACGCUCGCUAACUCGGGCUAGCACACGCUCACCAGCAGCAACCUGCGCCUCCUACAAUUUCUCCUUCCUCAGUCCACAAGGCCUGAACUUCUCCUCCUCUCAGAGCUCUGCUCCCUUCUGGUCAGUGUUUACUCCUCGGGUGGUGAGCACGGCAGUAGCCAGAUAUAACUUUGCAGCGCGAGACAUGAGGGAGCUGUCCUUGCGGGAAGGAGACAUCGUCAAAAUAUACAGCAAGAUCGGCGGAGACCAGGGCUGGUGGAAAGGAGAGGCCAACGGACGGAUCGGAUGGUUUCCCUCCACCUACGUGGAUGAAGAGGGAGUGCAGUGAACGCUCCACUCGCCAGUUUCCCUUUGAAUCGGGAACCAAGUUCUAUCUGCUGUCCUCAGAGGAAAUGACUCACUCUCUCCAGGAAAUAAAAAAAAAAGAGCAACAUGCCUUUUGCUGGAAACGACUUUUUCUGCAAGAAUUUUGACUCGGUUCCUUCAUUUCCCCGCCCUCUAUUAUGCAUCAGCUUUUUUUUUUGUUUUGCAAGGUGUUUAAGUUCUAUACAUGGAAGGAGAAAAAAAAAGAACUGCGACGCCGUGUGUCCGCCUCCGUGUGCUCAGCAGAGAAUUUACUAUAAGGAGGACGCAGCAGCAACUUAUUGUCCAUAGCUUUAUUUUGCAAAAAGAAAAACGCUCCUCUUUGUUGCCAGGUCUGUGCCAGGUGACUUAAUUGUACAGUAUAGAUAAUUUAUUGAAUAGAGAUUAUUAUCAGUACUAGUGAUUAUUGUAGGGACGGCUGGUUUGAGCAGGGAGUCGGAUCAGAUGAACUAAAAUAAGGAGAGGGGGGAAAAAAAGCGAAGCGGUGUUUUUAUGUCGAGAGAUUUUUUUUGCCUUAGUUGUCAUGGUGAUGCCUUGUGGGCUGACACCAUUGGAUGGAAUCGACUUCUCCGUGUAUGCAUGUGCCCACACACACACACCCACACACACACACUCAUGUACAUGGACAUUAAAUACAAAUGUACAGUACGGUGCCUUGAGAAAAAAAAAACGGUUCGUCCACAAGCACAGGACUUUACUGAAGGAGCUGCAACUUUAAACGUCAACUCCACACCAGAUGGACUCACACAAGCAGCUUGUUUGGUGGGGAUUUUAGCCAACGACAUGCACAGUUCACAUCUGUGGCGGCGUCACAGUCCUGUGGGACGCAAAAAAGGGAAGAAAGACGCUCAAACCCAACGUCACGCUUUUUAAACCUGUACGCGUCGCUCCGUCGUUUCCUGCACAGAAUCACAAGUUGUUAUUGAAUCCAGAGGCGAAGCAGCAGCUAAAUCCAGCCAUGCUUUGAGUUUUCUAUCUUGCCUUAAUUGUUUUUUUUUUUGUUUGUUUUAAGUGGUUCAUUAACUUCACUCCGACCAACAUGUUCAUGUGACGAAUUCAUUUUCUCUCCAGUUCGCCUAAAAGGAAAAACUGGGACAGUUGAUGUGCUUCGUGUUUUAUUUUGGUCCCAGUCGAUCCCGGUGCUAAAAUCACCUCACAAUCAGUUAGUGUUGCUUUUCUCUGUAUUUCUCUUCAAACUACAGAUUUUUUUUUUUAUUAUUGCACCUUUAUUUGAAUCAAUUCUUUAGAGUUUCCACAAUUAUUUUUUGCCGACCUCUACAGUGAGAGCCACAGUUUUUGCAGCAAAAGGUCUAUAGAAACGUCUCAGUUCCUGCGAUUUCUGAGGGUUGGAAUGCAAACAGGAAGCCCGCCAGCUCCAACCGGAUCAAGACUCUGGAAACGUCUGAGUGCAAAAAUACAAACAGAGCUGCUGUGUUUGGAGAAAACCAGGAAGAGUUGGUGGAGGCGGCUGGUGGUCAGGGCUGUGGUCGGGGUUUUAUUUGUUGUUUUUUUUUUUGGUUUCGUUUUUUAUAAGGUGGACAAAAACCCAUUGCAUGUGACUGUUGAUAUGUUGACUCCUGUCAGUUCAUCCCAGAAAAAUGAAACACCUGAUUGUGUAAAUGUUUUUGAAUGGUUGAGUAUUUCCAAAUGAGGUCUAUUAUGAAAUAAAUAUCUCUUUUGAUUUAA